Messenger RNA from Nelumbo nucifera (sacred lotus), 1554 nucleotides. Its product is annotated as cyclic nucleotide-gated ion channel 4. The record is from RefSeq and is a predicted model, not a curated record. NCBI's taxonomy places the organism in Eukaryota, Viridiplantae, Streptophyta, Magnoliopsida, Proteales, Nelumbonaceae.
AUGCAGAUAAUGCUAUGGGUAGCAAUUCCAUCUCUACUGGAAAGAGGAUCGUCAGCAGUCGUAAUGACAGUGUUCUUGAUCACGUUCCUCUUCCAAUAUUUCCCCAAAAUUUGCUACUCCGUCUGCCUCUUACGUCGAAUGCAAAACCAAUCAGGCUACAUAUUUGGCACCGUUUGGUGGGGAAUCGCACUCAACUUGAUCUCUUUCUUUGUUGCCUCACAUGCGGCAGGUGCAUGUUGGUACUUGCUAGGUCUUCAAAGAGCUACAAAGUGCCUGGGAGAACAAUGUAGAGCCACAAAAGGCUGUAGGCUCAGCACAUUAGCAUGUGAAGAUCCUAUUUACUAUGGGACAAGGAUGGUAAUUGAUAGAGAAAGAUUGGCUUGGGCAGAGAACAAACAUGCAAGAUCAAUGUGCAUAGAAAGCGCUGACAAUUAUGAGUAUGGCCUCUAUGAAUGGACUAUCUACUUGGUUGCAAAUGCAAGUCGUGUCGAGAAGAUACUUCUUCCUAUCUUCUGGGGUCUAAUGAAUCUAUGUACGUUCGGGAACCUCCAAUGCUCAACAGAAUGGCUGGAGACAGUUUUCAACAUCAUCGUUAUAGCCUGCGGCCUCCUUCUCGUAACCAUGUUGAUUGGAAAUAUCAAGGUUUUCUUGCAUUCAAUUACAUCAAAGAAACAAGCAAUGCAAUUAAAGAUGAGGAAUGUGGAAUGGUGGAUGAGGAGGAGAAACUUGCCUCAGGGGUUCAGGCAAAGAGUACGUAAGUAUGAGAGGCAACGGUGGGCAGCUAUGAGAGGGGUGGAUGAAUGUCAGAUAAUUCGAUACCUACCCGAGGGCCUCAGGAGGGACAUCAAAUAUCAUCUCUGUCUUGAUCUUGUGAGACAGGUACCACUGUUUCAACAUAUGGAUGAUUUGGUCCUUGAAAACAUAUGCGACCGUGUGAAGUCCCUCAUCUUCCCAAAGGGAGAGACGAUCACUAAAGAAGGUGACCCAGUAAGAAGAAUGUUAUUCAUUGUACGGGGCCACCUUCAGAGCUGCCAAGUACUAAGAGACGGUGUACAGAGUUGCUGCAUGUUGGGACCCGGCAACUUCAGUGGAGAUGAGCUGCUGUCAUGGUGCCUGAAACGGCCAUUUGUUGAACGACUGCCACCAUCAUCGUCUACACUGAUAACACUGGAGACCACGGAAGCGUUUGCACUGGAAGCGGAGGAUGUGAGGUACGUGACCCAGCAUUUCCGCUACACUUUCAUCAACGAGAAAGUGAAGAGGAGUGCACGGUAUUAUUCGCCUGGGUGGAGAACCGGGGCGGCAGUGGCGAUUCAACUAGCUUGGAGGAGGUAUAAGCAUCGGUUAACGCUGGCUUCCUUGUCGUUUUUACGGCCCCGAAGACCAUUGUCGCGUUCUUCUUCUUUGGGAGAAGACAGACUCCGGCUGUAUACUGCUAUCUUAACGGCACCAAAGCCCGAUCAGGAUGCUUUCUCCUUCGAUUCUGAUUCUAUUGCAAACUGUCUCUAAUUCUAGCUUAACGCUGCCCUUAUCUGUUCUUUUGGCCCCGGCCCC